GGAUUCAAUGCCUCCAUUCUCUCUCCUCCUCCCUUGUUUUCUUCUUCGUUAAGAUCGGAAGUUUCCGAGCUUUCUCGCACAUCCAAAUCCCAUCCAAUCCGCCGCUCUCGCUCUCGCUCUCUCUACCGACAGAGCAGCGAGUCGCAAUGCCGAGCGGGUGCGCGAUCUUCUGCGAAAUCCUCAUCGCCAUCCUGCUCCCUCCCCUGGGCGUCUGCUUCAGGCAUGGUUGCUGCAGCGUUGAGUUCUGGAUCUGUGUGUUGCUGACGAUCCUGGGUUACAUCCCGGGAAUCAUAUACGCGCUCUAUGCGAUCGUGUUCGUCAACCGCGAUGAGUUCUUCGACGAGUACCGGCGUCCGCUUUAUGCUCCAGCCUAGCUUUUCUUUGAUAUUUUCACCAUCAUCGGCCUUUAUAUGCUGUAAUUUGACGGUUUAAACUCCGUACUUUGACAGUUUCACUGUUUGCUUGGCUAGGAGUACCGUUUUGAUGGUUUGAUGUGACUAUAUUCUGAUAUUUUCUUGUUCCAAUCGGAUGUGCUGGGAUUGAUUUUUGGCU
Eucalyptus grandis is the source of this 552-nucleotide messenger RNA. Its product is annotated as UPF0057 membrane protein At4g30660. Lineage: Eukaryota; Viridiplantae; Streptophyta; Magnoliopsida; Myrtales; Myrtaceae. The transcript has 2 exons. The coding region runs from base 147 to 374 and encodes 75 amino acids. Gene Ontology annotation, cellular component: membrane. The record is from RefSeq and is a predicted model, not a curated record.